Molecule: messenger RNA, 885 nt
Organism: Ipomoea triloba (trilobed morning glory)
Lineage: Eukaryota; Viridiplantae; Streptophyta; Magnoliopsida; Solanales; Convolvulaceae
Exons: 1
Coding region: 1-885 (294 amino acids)
Source: RefSeq, a predicted model, not a curated record
AUGCCUACCAGUAGCAACGAGAACGUCUCUGCAAUUGAUCGUAUGGCCCAAGCGAUGGAGCGAAUGGCUGAGUUCAUGAUGGCUCGGCAAACCCAGAACCAGAACCAAGGACAACCACGAGUCGAUUAUGCGAAGGCGAUAGCAAGCCGACAACCACCACACUAUGCGGGAGAAAAAGAUCAGGUUAUUUUAGAGGAGUGGAUCCGGACGUUUGACAAACUGCUCAAUGUAGUGGAUUGCCCUGCAAAUCAACGAGUACCUUCCGCGGUCUAUUAUUUAACGAAAGCUGCAGACAACUGGUGGACAUCAGAAGGACCUGAUCUUCUACAAGACCCAGAGUUUGGUUGGGAAGAAUUCAAGGAGGAACUGAGGGGACAGUUCUACACCGAGCGUAUUAGAGGGAUUAAAUGCGAGGAAUUUCUACGGCUAAAACAGAAGGGAGCAACAAUCGAAGAAUAUCAUGACCAGUACGUGGAACUAAUGUGUUUCGCUCAGGAGAUUGUACCUAAUGAAGCAAGUAAGGCACGAAGGUUUGUUCGAGGAUUGGACUGGGAUGUAAGGAGGGCGAUUGCGCCAUUCAUGUGCUCUACCUUGAAGGAGGCGUACGAUAGAGCCUCGGACCAUUACCAGGUGUACCUAGAUCAACAAGAAGUUUAUGGCCGAAAUAAAAGAAAGGCUGAUGACAAGUCACAGAAAUCCGCACUGGGAAACAAGAGAGUGAACCAAGGUGGCUGCAACCUAAUAUCAGGAAGAGGAAGGGAAAGAAUUAACGAAGGAAACCGUUUUACUUGUUCAAGAUGUGGAAGGAAUCAUCCAGGAGUGAAUUGCCAAGGAGCGAGGAUUAAGUUGCUUCACAUGCGGUCUUUCUGGGCACAAGUCCUUUGA